This is a messenger RNA of Colletotrichum spaethianum, 561 nucleotides long. RefSeq lists its product as uncharacterized. The record is from RefSeq and is a predicted model, not a curated record. The transcript has 2 exons. NCBI's taxonomy places the organism in Eukaryota, Fungi, Ascomycota, Sordariomycetes, Glomerellales, Glomerellaceae. The coding region runs from base 1 to 561 and encodes 186 amino acids.
AUGUGCGCGAAGCUCAAACGCAAAAAGCAAGGCCAGAAGUUCCGCCUGGGUCGCGUCUUCGGCCACGCCCUCCUCGUCUCGACAGGCCUCUGGAUCCCCGUCUUCCUCUACAAGAAGUUCGUCUCCCACAAGAAAAACAAGUCCGGCAACAACGACUCGGGCGCCCGCGGCGGAGUCUACGCCAAGAUCGAGGAGGGCAGGGCGGACGACGCCAGCAACCGAGACUCGUGGUACGCCGGCGCCGCAGCAGGCACCGGCAACAACAAUAACAACAACAACACCGCGGAAAGCAAGUACGAGCCCAUGGGCUACGCACCCUACCGCGCGCAGACACCCGUCCCGCCAUACGCCCCUCGGCGGUGUCCGAUUCGACGGCAGCGGCGGGCCCGACCGGCGCCGCUGCGGAGUAUUACCUACCGCAGCCGCCUUCGAAUACCGCGCCGACGCAGCACCCGCCUCAGUACAGCUAAAGACGGCUACUAUGUGGAGCUUCCGGAAAGACGGAAAGGCGCUCAUGCCUUGGAUGAUGUCAUGAAAUGUUUUUGUUUUGCCGUUACCUAG